AUCAAAAAAAAAGUUAAUAUCUACAAUGGCCCGUACUAAGCAAACCGCUCGCAAGUCUACUGGUGGCAAGGCCCCCCGUAAGCAGUUGGCCACCAAGGCUGCCCGCAAGUCUGCCCCCUCCACCGGUGGUGUCAAGAAGCCCCAUCGUUACAGACCCGGUACCGUUGCUCUCCGUGAGAUCCGUCGUUACCAGAAGUCUACCGAGCUCUUGAUCCGCAAGUUGCCUUUCCAGCGUCUCGUCCGUGAAAUUGCCCAGGACUUCAAGACCGACUUGCGUUUCCAGUCCUCUGCCAUCGGUGCCCUUCAGGAGGCUUCCGAGGCCUACCUCGUCUCUCUCUUCGAAGACACCAACUUGGCUGCCAUCCAUGCCAAGCGCGUCACCAUCCAGCCCAAGGAUAUCCAGUUGGCCCGUCGUCUCCGUGGUGAACGUUCUUAAGGAAAGAAGAAGAAAAAAUUGAAGAAGAAGAAAAAGAAGAAUACAUUUAUACAUAUAUAUAUAUAAUAUACACACAUAAAAUAUUUUAUUAUCAUUAUUAUUUACACUUCUUUUCUCUUCUAUCUUGAAUCAUUUUAUAUAUAUAUAUACAUAUACACAUAUUUUCUCUUAACUCUUACUUAUUUACUCGCACUCACACUUACACCUACAAAACACUCACUCACACUUACACUCACACUCGCACUCGCACUCAAAUACUAUACUACUACUACUACUAUUACUACUAUUAUGUUGUUACCUUGCAACAAAUCCUCAUCAUCCAAAUACAUAUCAUUCAUUAAAAAAAAUGAAACAAAGAAUAAGAAAAUAACAAAUUAUGUAUAUAUUGUAUAUAAUCUGUUACGCGCCCAAUACCUUUUUGUUUUCUUUUUGUUAUAAAUUUUUUUUUAGAGAAAAUUUUGUAUAUAAAAUA
Messenger RNA from Phycomyces blakesleeanus NRRL 1555(-), 908 nucleotides. RefSeq lists its product as hypothetical. The coding region runs from base 26 to 436 and encodes 136 amino acids. Gene Ontology annotation, molecular function: structural constituent of chromatin; protein heterodimerization activity; DNA binding. NCBI's taxonomy places the organism in Eukaryota, Fungi, Mucoromycota, Mucoromycetes, Mucorales, Phycomycetaceae. The record is from RefSeq and is a predicted model, not a curated record. The transcript has a single exon. Gene Ontology annotation, cellular component: nucleosome.